GUCAUGUGACCCGGCUCAAAUGGUCGUGGCGUCUGAUGGGGCGUGACAGGUCUGGAACCUUCAGUGACUCCAACAGCAGCCUGGAUUUCCCAGGGUGCCCCUGGUGCCCCAUGGUCCUGCAUGGCAUUCGGAGCUGUAAAUCCCAGAGAGCCUUCUCGGGGAAAUCUAUCAUGCAUGAGUGAGCGGAGGGCGGUUGAAAGCUGGACCGGCUUGGAGAUCAUCAGAUAGCGGGAGGCUUUCAUCAGGCAUGACAAACUCGCUGGAAACUGAUGAUAAAUGCAGAAUAAAUACAGAAUUAAAUGCCCCCCGCCCCCACUCUAACAGGUCUCCUGUCCCCACUGCUUCUCCGGUCUCGGUCACAUUCAGCCUCUCAUCUAAACUCCUGUGAACAUUUUUUGAGGAUCGGGGGCCCAAGGCUGCUGACUCAUUCACGGCCCUGCUUGGCAAGACCUGUCUCUGUCCCGGAUCCGUGCAUCUCAUCUCUGCAGCAGCAGCUGCCCCAUCGUUUAACAACUUGUCAUCAGCACCAUGGCAGUGAGUCAGAGGGUCUGAUGGCACAUCUGGCCAGGGUUCAGUUCUUGGCCGUUCCCUGCUUUUUAGGUUUUGUAAGAGUGUUGCUUAUCGACGCAAAUGUUUUUUAUCCAGUGAUCUGAUUCCCGUAGAUUCCUUCCCCGUUUGCGAUUUUGUGAAAAUCAUUGUUAAAGUUUCUAACAUUAUAAUUCUCACCGUGUCAGACCUGAAACUUAAUCCUUGCUCUCUUUAUCACACACUCCAUGGGCUGAUGGGUAAAUAAAUUACCCGUGCAGGUGUGUGCCGCAUGCUUUUCAUUUGCUCUCCCAUUUCAGUGCCUUUGCCUUAUUGAAGGUCUCACCCUCAGGCCUUCAGGCUUUGGCUUCUGCGGCCUCCUGGUGUCUGAUUUCCACACAGAGAGAGGAUUUAUUCCUUCGUUUGUUUCGGUGUCGUAAAGCUUGGAAGGUUUGGGCCAGAAAGCCUAUGUGGAUAUCUGCUCAAGGAUACUGCCGCCACCCAUUUUCACGUCGCCCUCCUCCUGGUGGUUUAAACCCUGUUCGUCGCUGUGACCUUACAGAUGUGCCAUGACCCUCAGCUUUGUGGCGCCUUUUGGGCGUCUUCAACUUCCUGCUCUCUUAUGUAUAAUUUACCGCCACCCUAGACCUGACUGAGAACAAGAAAGCAUCUGAUAACUCUGAAAAAACAUGAACAGUGACUGGUUUCUCAUUGAUGUAAAUAUUUCAAAUUUGCCUGCAGGCAAUAUGUACAAUCAAGGGUCUGCACCAUGGAGGUCUGCGCUCGGGCAGUGUGUGCGAUGGAGAUCAACACCAGGGGAGUGUGUGCAAUGGAAGUUUGUACCAGGGUGAUCUGUGGGAUUGAUGGGUGCACCAUUGUGGUCUGCACUGCGGUGGUCACUUUAGGGCUGUCUGUGUAAUGUUGGUCUGCCCCAGGGCCAUCUGCAAGUCUGCGUGAUGAAGUCAGCAUCAGGGUGGUCUGCAUGAGGGUGGUCUGUAUGAGGAUAGUUUCUCUCACACACAGACAUAUGGCAGGCAGUGAGUCCAGCUCUAGGUUGGUGAGGCUUCAGUGCUAUAAAAACAUUAACACUGGUGUCUUCCGACUCACGUCACCAAUAACAUGUCAGACAUGCUGACUGAGACCCAUGAGGGAGGUUGAGGUAUCAGGCUCGCAUCAGGGUAUGAUUCAGUCACUGGUACUGGUGGUAGCCGCACCAUGUGGCCCCUGCGAGGGGGUGAUAGCAUCUUCCCCUGGAAGUCCCACCUCACCUUCUCUGAUGAGCAGAGGUGGUACGCCAUUGCUAAGAGUGUGACAUGUGCGGAACAGGAUCGAGACAGAUCAGACAAAUUUGGAUAUGAAAUGUGUAGCAACAUCAAAUUAUCAGUGAAGAUUCUGAUUAGAGUGGAAGGGGGCAGGAGUGGCAGGACCCCUGAGUUGGGGACAUGGAAUGGCAUUGAUUACAGACUGGACCGGCUGGUGGCGGGAAUGUCAGACCCGGUGGCUUCCCGGCCUGUGGGGGGCAGUUCAUUAAAAUCAGGUCAACCUGCACACACAAGCUGAUGAGGGACGUUGCUGGGUUACUGGGUGGUGGCAGGAGGGAUGUUGCCAACAUAACAUGUUAGAGGAGUGGGACGCACGUGCCCCCACCGCCCCCGAAAAGGAUGAUUGCCAGCAGCAGAGCCGUUAUUAUCAUCAGAGCAGUGCGUGGCAAUCUGUAAUUAUCGCCAUAAUUAUGCGCUGGGUCCAGCGGGCUCCAGAGAGCGGUCCGAUCCGGCACUGACGCCCCUGUAGAAAGCCCCGUGAAAAUGACUAAAGUCCCCCCCCCCCAUGAUGGUCUGUCUUAAGUGCCACCCCCCAUGGCAUUUCCAUUCAGAGAGCGGCCCAUUAUCAGAGAUGUGUCUUAUCAUAAUUACAUGUUUGUCAGAGCUGCGCCGCCAUACAGAGGCCGCUGAUUAGCGGGGGAAGCGUAUUGAUUUCUAUUGACAGGGCCUCUCAAAGCACGUUAAUGAAAUGUGUGUAAAUGAGAUUCCAGCGGCUGAGGAGCCGGGGGGGGUGGGAGCCCAGCCAGGUUACCGCGGGGACCCCAAGCGGCUGGGCUGGCAUGUUUCAACCUGUCUAUUGGUGCCAUUCACUCGUCUGGCCUGAGUAGAUGCGUUUUCAAGAAGUUGAAGCUUUCAGGAAAGUUCUCUCCAUAGCUCGGCCCAGAUUGUGCAUCCUUUCGGGUUUCUCCCUUUCCUUUGGGUCCUCAGGGUGACCAUACAUUAGCCUUUGGUCCUCGGUUACUGGGGGCCUCUCACCGCGGGUCUCCUCCACUGCUGAGAGGAUGGUUCAAACAUGGUUCAGACAGUCACGUUACGGUUUAACUGCUGCUAACCAGCUUCUCUGCCCCUCAGCCGGCCGGCCCCCAGCAAUCACGACCGGAUACAGAGGCUCCGACAUGAGUUCCAGCAGGCCCAGCAGGACGAGGACUUGGACCUGCGGCGCCGCACCUAUAGCUUUGAGCAGCCAUGGCCCGCUGCUGACCCCUUUGCGCCCACCGGCCGGCACUCCGUGUCUCUGGAGGUGCAGAUGCAGAGGCAGCUUCAGGACGGUGAGGAGUCCUUCCAGCAGGCCCAGCGACAGUACAGCUCACUGCCCAGGCAUUCUCGUAAGAACACAGGCUCUGUGUCUCAGGACGCGUGGGACACUGCGUUCCCCACCGGGGGUGGUGGCUCCCAGACGACCAAGGACAACCCGCAGUACUUCAGCUACCAAGGGGCGCACAACGGCCAUGCCGGGGGCGGAGGGGGCGGCUUCAAUGCGCGUGUGCUGCUGGAGACGCAGGAGCUGCUGCGGCAAGAAAAGCGACGGCGUGAGCAGGAAGCCAAGGCCAAGCAGCCAGAGCCCACCCCCGCCCCCACCGACUGCCAGCCCUAUACAGCUCCCGUGGACUCUGGCCCUGCUCCAGGCCCCACCACCUCCAAAGGGCCCUACAGGCAGGAUGUGCCCCCCUCCCCGACACAGGUCACCAAGCUGAACAGGUUACAGGCCAUGGAGAAGGGACGGCCCUUUUAUUCCUGAGGGGGGCACCGCACUUCAGUAGUAUCAUUGGGGAAGGGGGGGGGGGUGAUGGGCAUUUGCGGGCACUCAUCUUUGAAUUCUUAUUUUUUUAUCGAAAACAUUGAAUCCUCGUGGUUUUAUAAACCCUUCCCCCCUCCCUGCACCAUCUAAUGAACCUCUUCCUACAUGCCUCUCCCUCCGUCAGUGCCUUGGUUUUCGUGUCUGACAAUCACAUGGCGGCCCCCCCUGUACACCCAGGCCAAGCCAGCGAGUGGGAGUUUUUAAAGAGAUGUUAAGCCAUUAUAAAAGUUAGUGGAGCAAGACCUGUGUAUUUGAGGGCCAUGACCGUGACAGUGCAUCCCCUUCCUCGGGAAUGGGGGGUGUGAUACGUAUCCCUCCUCUUCCUCGGGAAUGGGGGGUGUGAUACGUAUCCCUCCCCUUCCUCGGGAAUGGGGGGUGUGAUACGUAUCCCUCCCCUUCCUCGGGAAUGGGGGGUGUGAUACGUAUCCCUCCUCUUCCUCGGGAUUGGGGGAUGUGAUACGUAUCCCUCCCCUUCCUCGGGAAUGGGGGGUGUGAUACGUAUCCCUCCCCUUCCUCGGGAAUGGGGGGUGUGAUACGUAUCCCUCCUCUUCCUCGGGAUUGGGGGGUGUGAUACGUAUCCCUCCUCUUCCUCACGAAUUGGGAGUGUGAUACGUAUCCCUCCUCUUCCUCGGGAACAGGGGGGAUGUUAUCCGUAUUCCUCCCACUGCAGUCCAUCCCUGUGGACCCCCCCUCCGAUCCUAUCUCUCCACACCCUAGGAGAUUUAAAGGUAACCCCCCCCCACACACACACACACACCCAAGAGAGACCGGCUUUUCGUAAAUGGGGUCAUGUCGGGUUAUUAAUUAAUGUUCCUCAUGAAAAAUUCAGCUCUGUGUGUUGCCUCCACUGGGGGGGGCGCGGUUGCCUAGUGUGCUCCCCGCAGCACGGCCGGCUCUGGGGGUGUCCCUGCUGGCCAAACACAGCUGCUGCCUUUGCUGGAUAUUUCACUGGUUUUACUGGGAGGGUGCGGAACCCCCACGGAGACCAUCCCAGCACCAGGAAGCCAGGAGGAGUAACGCAGAGAAGGGAAUAUCGACCUGCCUGCUGAUUUAUUCACGUUUGCUGAAAAUCACCCCCCCUCGCCUCGGUUUUCCCCCAGAGAGGUGAGUCUGCUGGCGCCUCCAUCUCUCCAGCCCUGAAUGUCAGACUGCUUAAUAAGUGCCUGAGAUGAGCAGACAGUCAAUGUCUCCCACUGGUACCACGGGCCCUCACCCCUCAGACGGCUGCCACUCGCGCUGGGCUUCGUGUCUUUCCAGAGGAUUUGCCUGCGUGGGAUCAGCGGACUUUCUUCCUGAGUAUCAGCCUUAAUUUCUCAUGGCAUUUUUAUUUUCGGUACUCGCGGUGUUAAAAGCGAAUCACUAAUGUAAGCACAGUGCAAUUGGUUUAUAAAACUCUGUUUUUCAUGAUGUAUCAAGAACGGCAGGAAGCCAUUUUUUCUGUACAUGUCAAAUUCUUAAUAAAAGGAAAACUUCUCAUCCUGA
Messenger RNA from Brienomyrus brachyistius, 5127 nucleotides. Its product is annotated as partitioning defective 3 homolog. Gene Ontology annotation, cellular component: apical plasma membrane; adherens junction; apical junction complex. The transcript is spliced from 3 exons. Gene Ontology annotation, biological process: establishment of cell polarity; intracellular protein localization; cell adhesion. NCBI's taxonomy places the organism in Eukaryota, Metazoa, Chordata, Actinopteri, Osteoglossiformes, Mormyridae. Bases 3094 to 3585 code for a protein of 163 amino acids. The record is from RefSeq and is a predicted model, not a curated record. Gene Ontology annotation, molecular function: phosphatidylinositol binding.